UAAAGGUGCCCAAGUGCAUGACAUAAAAGAAGGGAGAACUAGCCAGCUGUCUCAUGGUAUUUUGACUGUUCCCCCAAUGGCAGAUGUUUGGAAAGAAGGCCAUGUUGGAUUUCAGGAUGCCUGAUCUUUGUUCCCAUGAUAUUAUCUACAAUAAGUUGCCUCAAAGAGAUGCCAAAGAGCUGGGAUUAGAGAUUCAAAGCACAAAGAAAUCGGAAGCGUUCGUCAAUGCCUUUCUUAAACGCUGCAUCCCCUCUUUGAAGACAUUGAACGCAGAGGAGUUUUUAAGCAGGAGGGCGGUGGUGCUGGAGCAUUACCAAAAGAAGAGGAAACGGAAGUCACACAAGGCAAAGGGCUUCACAGCCAAGGAGCGCAGGGAGCUGAGGCUCUUCAAGAUUAACCCAGAUCAGCAAAGGUAUAACAUGUACCUCCCAUUGCAUGAGCUCUGGAAACAAUAUAUUAGAGACUUGUGCCAUGGACUACGACCAGACAUGCAACCACAGAUGAUCCAGAAUAAGCUCCUGAAGGCGGAUCUGCAUGGAGCAAUGAUUACAGUAUUUAAAUCAAAAUGUCCAUCGUAUGUAGGACUUACAGGAAUCCUCCUACAAGAAUCGAAACACAUCUUUAAAAUAAUCACUAAAGAGGAUAAAUUAAAAGUUGUUCCCAAGUUGAACUGCGUCUUCAGCAUGGAAAUUGACGGAUUUAUUUCAUACAUCUACGGGAGUAAGCUUCAGAUGAAAGCCAGUGAGCGAUCAGCCAAAAAAUUCAAAGCAAAAGGAAGUAUAGACUUGUAACUGUGUCAUAAAGGCAAAACUGAGUAGAUUUGAGUUAUUUCAGACGUUAUUUUCAAUUUGAUUUGACUUUACAAUUUUUUUUUUUUACUUAUUUUUUUUUUCUUUUUGUAUUUUAUUUUUUCAAAUUUUAUUUUUUUCAUAUGAAGAUAUGUGGAAAGCCUCAGAUAACCAGAUAAAAAUCACCAAGUCGUACGGGAGUGAUAUCGUAUAUAUUGCGGCUUUUGGAUGCGUUUCAAGAGCUGCUGGAAUUGAGUAAUGAUGGAACUCUCAUAUAACUAAUAACUCCCACGAAAGUAAAACAUUUUUAUUUCCUGGAGAUGACACAUAAUAUCCUGUACCAUUAAACUGCUGCCUUUCUUUACGAUGUCCUAAAAUGUUUGGAAUGUAAGAAUUUUCAGUGUUCUAAUAAGACGGCAAAGAGUGAAAAUUUAAGGGGCUGAAGCUCUGCUGCCUCUUCUAAUGAGAGGAACAAGGAGGGGGUGGUUCUGAGGAAGCAAUUAACAACGGCGGAGAUUUAGUGCCACAAACUAUUGAAAGGAUUUUUUUUUUUUUUUUUGGGCUUCAGCUUUGAUAGCAAAUUGUGCUCUAGUAUGUGUAUAUGUUUACAAAAAAUAAAUAAAUUAA
Hyla sarda is the source of this 1415-nucleotide messenger RNA. RefSeq names its product POP4 homolog, ribonuclease P/MRP subunit (gene POP4). Lineage: Eukaryota; Metazoa; Chordata; Amphibia; Anura; Hylidae. The record is from RefSeq and is a predicted model, not a curated record. Gene Ontology annotation, cellular component: ribonuclease P complex; ribonuclease MRP complex. The transcript has 7 exons. The coding region runs from base 84 to 791 and encodes 235 amino acids. Gene Ontology annotation, biological process: rRNA processing; tRNA 5'-leader removal. Gene Ontology annotation, molecular function: ribonuclease P RNA binding.